UAGCCGGGGCUGAUGCAACCCGUCCCGCCGCCCGCCACAGCCUGCGGGAGGGACGCUCGGCGGCCGCGACGGGGGGCGCUGGCGGCGGCGGACGCUGCAGCGGCGGCGGGGCUGGCGCCGCGGCGGCUCCCGGGCCGGGACGGGCCUGGGCACCGGGCGGAGCUCGGCGGCCGGGCGGCAGCGGCGCUGCGUGGGCACGGCGCCUGCAGCCGGGCCCCGGCCCCGGGGGCGCCGCCUCCGCCCGCGGCUUGUGCACGGUUGGUUCCAGCCACCUCCAGGGAGAUGUGUUGGGAAGUGCUAAGUGUCCCCGAAGGAAGGAUUUGGAUGAGGAUCUCUCUACUCACUCACCGCCUAGCUUUUGCAGCCGCUGGGGCUGGGCUGCCGCUCUUCCUGCUAUGAUGCCUGGGCAGAUUCCAGACCCUUCCGUGACUGCGGGCUCUCUGCCAGGGCUCGGCCCCCUUACCGGACUCCCCAGCUCGGCUCUGACUGCAGAGGAGCUGAAAUACGCCGACAUCCGCAACAUUGGGGCCAUGAUCGCCCCCUUGCACUUCCUGGAGGUGAAGCUGGGCAAGAGGCCCCAACCCGUGAAAAGUGAGGUCCACUGGCAGCAUGGACUCAGAGUUGGGAAACUGGGCCAUCUCGCCGGUGAGCUGCGCUGGCUGAACAACGCUGGAGCCAGCCAAGCUGCUCUCCCUUCUACCACGUCCCCAAGACACAAGACCACUUGGCCUGAGCUAGAUGAAGAAGAGGAACGGAGGAAAAGACGACGGGAGAAGAACAAAGUAGCAGCAGCCCGAUGCCGGAACAAGAAGAAGGAGCGGACAGAGUUUCUGCAGCGGGAAUCUGAGCGGCUGGAACUCAUGAACGCGGAGCUGAAGACCCAGAUCGAGGAGCUGAAGCAGGAGCGACAGCAGCUCAUUCUGAUGCUGAACCGGCACCGCCCCACCUGCAUUGUCCGCACGGACAGCGUCAAGACCCCUGAGUCUGAAGGCAACCCGCUGCUCGAGCAGCUAGAGAAGAAGUGACCAUGGGCUGGGAGCAGGAGGAGGAGGAUGAGGAGGACGAGGAGGAGGAUUUGGGAAGAGGGGAGAGAACCAGGGCUCCCAGAGGGCCCUUCCUUGCUGCAUGACAAACUUGACAACGAGGCUCAGCCCAGCCAGCGCUGGCCGGGCUUUUCUUUUUUUGUGAAACUCCGAUCAGCCACACAAGGGGAAGAAUGGGCUGACAAAACCAGAAGGACCAAGCGCUGAGACCAAAGUAGACCCUCGGAUGGAGCUGCCGUGCCUGGGGCCCAGCUUGAAGGAGGCAGGACAGAGACCCCUGGCCAAAGAGACAUCCCAGCGAAUGGCCUGGGGCGCCUUUCUGGCCUCUCCACUGGGUGCCCGCGGAGGGACCUCGGAGCAGCCAGGAAAAGCCUUGAGUUGCAAACGAAAUGUGGCUGGGCAUGGAACUCAGAGACCAACUGCAGCCUGCCUGCCCCCGGCCCUGCCUUCCGACCCUGCUGCGAGGCCACCAGGGUCCAGCGUGGGUCCCGCUGGGAGCGGCAGCCAGGACGCACCCUCCGCGGCCCUGCCGGAGUUUGCUGCGGGCACGAGGCGCAGGCGCCCUUCCAAAGCACAUACUCACCGAAUGUUUACAGACUGGCUGUCCUGGCAGGGCUUUCAACUGCACAUGUUUUUUUAUACUUUCUUUUUUUUUUUUUAAUAUUUUUUACAAAAAAAAAAAAGAUUUUAUACAAGCAAUAUAUAUAUGGAUUUCUAUAAUCACUCGAUGUGAUAUAGUAUAAAUAUGCUAUGGUUUGUUUGUUACAAGCAGAUAUCCAGCAGUUAUGGCCAUUUUGUGUAACCCUAAGUACUGUAGUCGUCUCUGGGUGUUGGGGGUGGCCGGGGCAGGUGUGGGGUGCAUUUCCAUCCUGGUAAACCCUUCAUAGUACUCAGUCCUUUAUUGCUCAGUAAACGUUACUCUUACCUACUCA
Lutra lutra (Eurasian river otter) is the source of this 1975-nucleotide messenger RNA. It is a transcript of the gene JDP2, whose product is annotated as Jun dimerization protein 2. NCBI's taxonomy places the organism in Eukaryota, Metazoa, Chordata, Mammalia, Carnivora, Mustelidae. Gene Ontology annotation, cellular component: nucleus. The transcript has 6 exons. Bases 396 to 1025 code for a protein of 209 amino acids. The record is from RefSeq and is a predicted model, not a curated record. Gene Ontology annotation, biological process: regulation of transcription by RNA polymerase II. Gene Ontology annotation, molecular function: DNA-binding transcription factor activity, RNA polymerase II-specific; RNA polymerase II cis-regulatory region sequence-specific DNA binding.